This is a messenger RNA of Paramecium tetraurelia, 1122 nucleotides long. RefSeq lists its product as uncharacterized. NCBI's taxonomy places the organism in Eukaryota, Ciliophora, Oligohymenophorea, Peniculida, Parameciidae. The transcript has 3 exons. The record is from RefSeq and is a predicted model, not a curated record.
AUGCCACCCAAAAAAGAGGAAAGAAAACCAUUGGAGCCCAUUUUCCAAGAAAUCCCAUUGUUUUAUGAAUACAUUGAUUAUUCAAAUGAGCAGAUGGAAUAAUUAAAUGAGUAUUUGAAUUACUUCAAACCAGAAUUGAGUGCUAUAAUGAAAAAUAAUAUUUUCGAAAAUAUGGAACUACUUAGUCAAACGAUAAGGAUAGCUAUCCAUCCUUCAUUUAUUAAACCAAAUUAGAUCAUUGAUUUGAACGAUUUCGAUGAAAACACAAAAUUUAGAAACCCUGAAGAUCUCGACGGAGAUUAAGUACCAUAAAUGAUUCAAAUAAAUUCUAUAAAAAUAGAUCUUUAUACAUUAAAAUUAUUGGAUUAUUGUGCUGGCAUAAGCGGAUUGACAACAAUCAAAUUAUCAAAUAAUAGUUUAACAUCCAGAUAAUACCAAUAGUUAGCAGCAAUAAUAAACAAUCCUGAAAACAAAAUAAAAAAGCUGUUUAUUGAUUGGUAAGAAGUAGAUGAAAGCUUCUUGUAAUAGGUGUAGCAAGUCGAGUUUUUAACAUUAAGAUCUUGUUAAUUAACAAAUAAGUAAAUAUAAUCUUUAACGUCGGAUGUGUAAAAUUUGAAAUGCUUAGAUCUUUAUGAUAAUAGAUUAUCAAGAGAAGCCUUGAAUUUGAUAGGGAAAAUGUUAGGUUAAAAUGGUUCUAUGGAAUUUCUUGGUCUAGCUAAAAAUGGAAUACAAUCUUUCGAUGAUCUAUAAGGAAUAACUUAGAACAUCGGUAGAUUUCAAAUGAGUCAAGAAGAAUAUGAGGAGUAUAAGACGAAAGAAAAGGAGAGAGAUGCAAUUAUUGAAAGAAAUAAGAAAGUGAAGAAAAAGGGAACAGAAGAACCUGUGCCAUUCUUAGAAUCAAUACAACAAAUAGAUAACAACUGGUAUCUUAUUAAGAAUUCGAAAUUGUGUUUGAUAAACCUAUCGAUGAAUUAGAUUGAUGAUUAAUCUAGAGAUGCCAUAGAAAAGUUCUUAUUAUAAACAGGUGAAAACUUCUAAUUGGUUUUGAUGAAUAAUAGAUUUGAUGAUCAGAAAGCUUUGCAGAAAACAAAAAAGAAGUUUGGAAAGAAAUUAGUAUUAUGA